AUGGAUGUGACACAUUUGUUGCUGAUCUUAACGAUCCAUGCGAUGCCAUUAACGGCGGCCCAGCUUGACGUUUUCGCACUACCUCAAGCUCCCCGUUAUGCAGCAAAACCAACAGUGCCACCGGAGUACAAGAAAUAUUUCGAACUGGAGGACCACGCGCGCGGUUUGGUUGAAAGUGUCAUUGGGCCAAGGCCUGGUGGUUUCUUUCCUCCCAAAAGCUAUGAAAUUGGUCGUCCAGUGCGAGCUAAUCCUGAGGCGAGCAAUACUGCUCUGAAUGAAGUUGAGCGGUCUCUGGAACAAUUCCUUAGUGCACCAACCGGAUUUUCUCAGCUGCCACCUGGUUUCAAUCAAGGUUUCUCGGUUGCCAAUGGCGGUAAUCCUGUUGCAUCAUUUUCUAACAUUCGUAAACAUCCGAGAUUGAAACCAACAGCGUCGACAGAUGAUGAAGUCGAAGGGUCGGGCGACGAUACUCAUUCAUCAAUCCGCGGUAUACCGAAAGUUUAUCCUGAUUUAGCAAAACCACCAGUCGAAUUAAUACGCCCUCACUUGCGACCAGUUGCUGCCGAGCAGGUACCAAUGAUUCCAAAAUUUGAAUCACGGCCUGAAGUUCCUGACGGUGGUUUUGGACCCAAUCAGAAUGAUGUUCGCCGUGCUCCGCCGACGGUGAAAGAAAACAUUGAUGAUGGAACCGAAAGCGAUGAAUACGGAGCGUUAACAGAUGACUCAUCAUCAUCGUCAUCCGGUGGUCUAAUCGGUACAAUAAUCAAUCUGAUUGGAUUGAACAACAAAAGGGGGAAACUGGAACCUGAUACACGCGGUCUAACCAAAGCCGUUGGUAGCCUGAUUGGAGGCGAGAACAGUCCGAUCCCAGCGAAAAAUAUGAUUUCUGAUGUUUUGUACAAGGCGCUCACUAGCGGGUCGAUUCAGUCAAAUGGAAGCGAUGAGAAUGCCGCAAAUAAAUCUACGUCUUUAACGCUUACGCCAGCGCAACAGGCUGCCAUCGGCGAAAAUCUGGAAAUGAUUCAAAACCUAAUUACCCAGCCGUCUUCACCUCUCUGUAACCCAAAACCUGUGCCAGUUGAGGAAUUUGAUGUCGAUGCUUUUAUGGGACAGUGGUACCAGGUAAUGUACAGUCCACCACUGGCGACUGGACCGUGCAGCAUGGUUGCAUACAAAAAAUUGGCCGAUGUGAAUAAUGGCGGUGUUGGUACAAUAUUUGAGGUGUUCGAGUACACGACCGAUGGCACACCUUAUGUUAAACCACGUAUCAGUUCUGGAUACGCUAUUGUUAAGCAAGCUGGAGAGCUAAUUUACCGCACAACUAGUAAUCAGGACGAUGUUAACGUCCAUAUAAUUCACGCCGGUCCGCUUAAUGAAGCGAAUCAGUACAGCUUUACAAUACUUUCAACCAACUGCAAUUAUCCAUUGUACGUAUUCGCCCGUGAUCCUGUCAUCUACAAACAGCGCUAUGAAGCGAUGGUAAAUCACAUUUUGGAGCAGAAAGGAUUGAUCAAUGGAUUUUCUCGUCUGCUGAAUAUCGUUGCACCUGUGGAUAAUUCAGUGUGUACAUUUCCACCAAGCCUUUUCGAUGUGCAUGGAUAA
Molecule: messenger RNA, 1602 nt
Organism: Gongylonema pulchrum
Lineage: Eukaryota; Metazoa; Nematoda; Chromadorea; Rhabditida; Gongylonematidae
Source: the annotation of a GenBank genome assembly